AUGGGUUUGAAGUUCGAGAGAGAUCAUAGACUCAGACAAAAUUUGGUUGGAUAUGUGGACUUAGAUUAUGCUGGUGACUUGGACAAACGCCGAUCAACAACAGGGUAUUUAUUUACGCUUGCUAAAGGGCUGGUGAGUUGGAGGUCAACGCUUCAGUCAACAGUGGUUUUGUUUACUACAGAGGCAGAGUACAUGGCAGUGACAGAAGUCUUUAAGGAAGCUAGUUGGCUACAUAGGUUGAUUGAGGACUUGGGUAUUGUUCAGAAGCACAUUGAGUGGCUUGUUGAAGACUUUGGCUCUCCAUUUCAUCUACAAAUAGUUAGUGAAUGGAAGGGGGUCAGUGUGCGUGAAAGGUCGUACACAUGCCCUGGAAAUAGCCAUACUUGUCACGGUUACGUCCCACUUUAUUGGUUUACAACAAUCCAUUCAUAUCGCCCGCCACAGGGAUCGACGAACACCCCAAGCAGUGGUCUGGUCGCCUCUCUCUCUCUCUCUCUCUCUCUCGAAACAAUUUCUAUCAUUACAAAUGAUGGGCGCAAUAUAGUGGGAGUGUUAAAAGGUUUUGACCAAGCUACAAAUAUAAUUCUUGAUGAAUCUCAUGAACGCGUUUACUCCACCAAGGAAGGUGUCCAGCAACUUGUGUUAGGCCUAUACAUCAUAAGAGGUGACAACAUAAGCAUUGUGGGGGAACUUGAUGAAGAACUGGAUGCCAACCUUGAUUUGUCAAAACUAAGAGCUCAUCCUCUAAAGCCUGUUAUCCAUUGAUGAGCAGCAGCAUGGUAUGAGCAGUUUAUGGUUUUCUAAGGGAUGAAUAAGCUAUUUGAAUUGGAUUUAGAAAAGAAAGAUUUGGAUGUUGUAUGAGCCAAUACAAGAAACUGAAAUACGUGAUGCACCUGUUACAAAUAGCCUAUGCCCCUUAUUUUGCACAUGCCGAAUGUUUGUGAAGUUUGAUUAGUUUAACUAUGAAGUUUUUUUUGGUA
Molecule: messenger RNA, 980 nt
Organism: Camellia sinensis
Lineage: Eukaryota; Viridiplantae; Streptophyta; Magnoliopsida; Ericales; Theaceae
Source: RefSeq, a predicted model, not a curated record